CUUAAAAAUAAUAUGGGUAAAAGUUUGGAAGCACACAGAUUUGGAAUCUCUAAACCCUUAGUUUAAGUAUGCAAUCCUUUUGUUGAAGAAUCCGCCCUUCGAUGUCUCACAAGGCUCUAGACCCACGCUACCCAGUAGACGCCUGCACAUUCCAGCUCCAUUCAUGGAGACCUUUCCACCUCCAACAAACCCUAGACUCCUCCGAUCAUCAAUAUGCCCCACCAAAGCUUCCCUCAGCCAAUGGCUUCCAUCCCAAGCGUCCUUGCCUCUCCGAUCGCACCACUUCUUUCUCCAUUGACUUCUCCAAGCUAACACUUAUGGACGACGAUAACAACAACAACAACCCAAUCUCUACCAACCCCAAGAGAAGUAGCUUCAAGCUCUUCGCGAGAAAACGGCGCCGUCGUGGGUCGAGGUCGGUUUCGGGUCGGAGUUCCGAUCGGAGCGGUACUCGGAGGUGCUGUUCUGUGGGGGCUUCGGCGGCUUACGGUACGUGCUCGGAUUUUCCGGUGGCGGUGGGGACGGACUCCAGUGGGGAACUGUUCGGCAAUUUUGGGGACCCGAAUUGGGCCUCGGAUGUGAGCGAGGCCAGAAAUAACAGGAAAGAAAGAGGGGAUGGUGGGAGUGGAGAGAAGGAGAGUUUAGUUGGGCAAUUUGGGGGUUUUGAUGCUCAAGGGAAUGAAUCUGGGUAUGGGAGUGAGCCUGGAUAUCGUGGGGAUGUAGAGUUUGGUUACGGGGAUGAGGUUGAUGAAGAAGAAGAAGAAAAUCGCUUGUUGCUUUGGGGGGAUCACUUUGGAGAUACGCAUUUGAAAAUGGAGAUUAUUGGGGAAAACUCAUUCUCUGAUCAGAAAGCCCAUUAUAGAUGCCGUCGCAAGAAAAACGAUUGUAGGAUGGAUUAUUCCCUGAGGUAAUACAACAUGCUCCCCUAUAGAGUUAAUACUUGGUGAAAGGAUUUGUUGGCUUCUUCUGGAUUGCCACUUUACAGUGAUCAUAAUAUAUCAAUAAGCUUACAAGUUACAACUUACGACCUUGUGCUGUCAAAAAGAUUUCUCCCCAGUUUGAUGAGUCCUGUCAUUCUUAAGGGUAUCAGCAGAGAUGCUUUCAUGCAAUAACCUAUAAUUUAAGCAUGUGUAGAAGGUUUUGGAUGUGCAAAUUUAUUGUAAGAAAGCAGUGUAAAUUGUGGCAUUGAGAUUCAUGUUUUGGUGUCUAGUUUGUUCUUGGGUUGAAGUUGUGUCCUUUCUUGAAGUUUUGAUUUUGAGAAUGAAUUUGAUGUACAAUUAUUGUGAAUUGAAAUGAAAUAUUUGUAUUUAAAGCA
Hibiscus syriacus is the source of this 1315-nucleotide messenger RNA. RefSeq lists its product as uncharacterized. The record is from RefSeq and is a predicted model, not a curated record. The transcript is spliced from 2 exons. The coding region runs from base 102 to 911 and encodes 269 amino acids. Lineage: Eukaryota; Viridiplantae; Streptophyta; Magnoliopsida; Malvales; Malvaceae.